Molecule: messenger RNA, 1848 nt
Organism: Eruca vesicaria subsp. sativa (arugula)
Lineage: Eukaryota; Viridiplantae; Streptophyta; Magnoliopsida; Brassicales; Brassicaceae
Source: the annotation of a GenBank genome assembly
AUGAAGUACUCUCUCUUCGUCUUCUUCCUCUAUCUAACGGCGGUGACUUCAGAUCUAGACUCCGACCGGCGAGCGUUAACCCUCCUCCGCAACAGUGUCCGUGGCCGUCCUCUCCUAUGGAACAUGAAUGCGGCUUCUCCCUGCGCAUGGCACGGAGUCCACUGCGAUUCGGGUCGGGUCACAGCCCUCCGAUUACCCGGAGCGGGCUUAUUCGGUUCGCUACCACUCGGAGGAAUCGGAAACCUGACUCAGCUCCAAACGCUAUCUCUCCGAUUCAACUCCCUCUCAGGUCCGAUUCCUUCGGAUUUCUCGAACCUCGUCCGCCUCCGUUACUUGUAUCUCCAAGGUAACGCGUUUUCCGGCGAGAUUCCGGCGUUUUUAUUCGCGCUUCCGAACGUUAUUAGAAUCAAUUUAGGGGAGAAUGGUUUCUCGGGUCGGAUCCCGGGUAAUGUUAAUAACGCGACGAAGUUGGUUACGCUCUACUUGGAGAGGAAUCAGUUAACUGGUUCGAUCCCUGAGAUUAACAUCACGCUUCAGCAGUUUAAUGUUUCUAAUAAUCAGUUAAACGGUUCGAUUCCGGUUUCGUUAUCCGGUUUUCCCUUAACCGCUUUCCAAGGGAAUACUCUCUGUGGGAAGCCGUUAAACCCUUGCGAAGACGACAACAACGCCGAAAGCCCUAAUUCUCCUCCUCCGGUCUCAGUUUCUCCGCCCGGGGAGAAGAAAGAUAGCGACAAGUUAUCCGCCGGAGCUAUCGCCGGAAUUGUGAUCGGAGCCGUUACCGGUCUGGUACUGUUGCUCUUGAUUCUCUUCUGUCUUUGUAAGAGGAAGAAAGAAGAGAACGGUCCGACAAGAAACGUAGAAGCUCCUGUCGCCGCGGCCACGACCACGGCGGCUGCUAUACCGAAAGAAACGGCGGCUUACGUCCCUCCGGCGAAGACUGCGGCGUCCGGGAGCAGCGUGGUGAAUAAAGACUUGACGUUUUUCGUGAAGACUUUCGGAGAAUUCGAUUUGGAUGGAUUGUUGAAGGCUUCAGCUGAGGUUCUUGGGAAGGGGACGGUUGGGUCUUCGUAUAAGGCGAGCUUUGAGCAUGGUUUAGUGGUGGCUGUGAAACGGUUGAGAGAUGUUGUUGUGCCUGAGAAAGAUUUUAGGGAGAGGUUGCAGGUUUUGGGAUCGAUGAGUCAUCCCAAUCUUGUUACUUUGAUCGCUUACUAUUUUAGUCCUGAUGAGAAGCUUCUUGUGUCGGAGUACAUGUCCAAAGGAAGCUUGUCUGCUCUCUUACACGGGAACAAAGGUAAUGGGAGGGCUCCGUUGAACUGGGAAACUAGAGCAGGUAUAGCAUUGGGAGCUGCAAGAGCGAUUAGUUAUUUACAUUCUCGUGAUUCGACAACAUCUCAUGGAAACAUCAAGUCCGCAAAUAUACUCUUGUCUGAUUCAAAUGAAGCUAAGGUUUCUGAUUACGGUCUAGCGCCUAUCAUUAGCUCCACAUCUGCACCUAACCGUAUCGAUGGAUACCGUGCACCUGAAGUCACUGAUGCUCGCAAAAUCUCUCAGAAAGCUGAUGUUUACAGCUUCGGUGUCCUAAUCCUUGAACUCCUCACAGGGAAGUCUCCAACACAUCAGCAAUUGACCGAAGAAGGUGUAGAUUUGCCAAGAUGGGUCCAAUCCAUCACUGAUCAACAAUCACCAUCUGGAGUGUUUGAUCCUGAACUCGCAGGGCAUCAAUCUCAAGGCAAUGAGAACAUGAUCCGUCUCUUGAAGAUUGGUAUAAGUUGUACAGCUCAGUACCCCGAUAGCCGUCCUUCCAUGGCCGAUGUUACCAGACUCAUCGAGGAGCUUUCGCAUUCAUAA